Messenger RNA from Bombina bombina (fire-bellied toad), 2213 nucleotides. RefSeq names its product solute carrier family 39 member 5 (gene SLC39A5). Gene Ontology annotation, biological process: intracellular zinc ion homeostasis; zinc ion import across plasma membrane; BMP signaling pathway. The coding region runs from base 137 to 1966 and encodes 609 amino acids. Gene Ontology annotation, molecular function: zinc ion transmembrane transporter activity. The transcript is spliced from 12 exons. Gene Ontology annotation, cellular component: membrane. Lineage: Eukaryota; Metazoa; Chordata; Amphibia; Anura; Bombinatoridae. The record is from RefSeq and is a predicted model, not a curated record.
CUUCUUACCUGAAUAGCAGAGGGUUUACGAGCGUCUCUGUUGUACAUCUACCUGCUGUUAUUAGCAGGUGUCUAACACUUUGUCAUAGCUAAAAAGCCCAUGCAACCUAGGAAGAGGGUCACUACAUUAGGGAGAGAUGUUGCUUCCAUAUAAAAUAUCACUGCUGACCCUUUUGAGUUUAUGGACAUUCUGUUCCUUUUCUGUUUGCCAGAGGAAACUUCCCUCUUUGCAAAGCUUCAGUUCAAGCAGCCAUCAGACUUUAAAACAGGCCUUGUUGGACAAGGUACCAGAGGACAAUACACUCUCUCUUGAAGAGGCUGAGAAGGAGCAGGGCUAUUACCUGCAGCAGCUAUUCCAACUAUACGGGGAAAAUGACACCUUAACUUACCAGGGGCUUACACUCUUGUUGCAUAGCCUGGGACUGGGCAAAAUACAGGUGGUGGAAAUCCAACAUACAGACUUGGGACAUGAUCACGUCUCUCAUCUAGAUAUUCUAGAAGUACAGGAGAAUAAACACAGUCAUGUGCACUCCAGUAUGGAACAUGCAAUCCCUUCCUUUACAGUAGAGGCCAGUCAAGAUGACACCAGCAGAGUAAGAGAGAGCACGGGCAUUACUUCUUCAAUACAUGUUCAACCACCAGUAAAACAUAUUUCAGAGAAUGAUGGGAAAAGCAACACCAUACACCAACAGCUCAGACAGUGGCCUUCACAGGACAUCCUGAACCACCUGGUGCAACGUCAUCUCUCUCAGUACAAACAUCAACAUGAAAAUUGCAUGAACGUGACACAGUUACUGCUCAACUUUGGCCUAGACUGGGUCUCCGAGAUCACCCCUCAGCAAUUUACACUGCUCUGCCCUGCAAUCCUGUAUCAGAUUGACAGUCGUGUGUGCAUCCAACACAAUGAUGAGCUCCAGAAUACACAGUCACCUUCUCAACAGCCACUUCUUUAUGUCCUUGGCUGGGGAGCACUUGCUAUCACACUGGUCAGCGCCCCCUCCCUCCUUGCCAUAGCCCUUGUCCCUCUACUCCAGCGCCCCCUGUUUCGCUUUCUUCUCAGGUUCCUGGUGGCCUUAGCUGUUGGGACAUUGUGUGGCGACGCCUUACUGCACCUUCUACCACAUGCACAGGAAGCACAUACUGUUUCCAGCCAUGAUAAGGGAUCACAUUCUAUCGAGCCUCUACUAAAAGGGCUGUGUGUGCUUGGUGGAAUAUACCUUCUUUUCAUUAUUGAACAACUUAUGGGGCUACUAAACCAGAGAUGGAGAAAAAAGAGAAAACCUCAGAUAAAAAAGCCAGUUCAGGAUGAUGACUGCACAACUGUGUUAUGGGACCUUGGGCAUCCAGUUGAUCCUAAGUUCUGUGAAGUCUCCAAGGCAGUUGAUGACCUGCAAGCGAGUGGUGAGGGUCAGGCAGAAGAAAAAAGAAAAUCCCAUGCCCACUCUCAUCAUGGUCACUCACACAGUGCCAAAGGUGAAGGGAUUGCAGAAGUUGUGUGGAUGGUUCUUCUUGGAGAUGGAAUUCAUAACUUCACUGAUGGUCUAGGCAUAGGGGCUGCUCUCUCUGCGGGUUUUUCUGGAGGACUCAGUACCACUAUUGCAGUUUUUUGCCAUGAGCUGCCCCAUGAACUCGGAGAUUUUGCUGUAAUGCUGCAGGCUGGGGUCCCAGUGAGAAGAGUACUUUGUUUUAGCCUGAUGUCGGCCUUCCUGUCAUACUUGGGUAUGGUGAUUGGAGUUCUAGCCAGUCAGAGUUCGGCUCAAGUCACCCCCUGGAUAUUUGCUAUAACUGCUGGAAUAUUUUUAUAUGUUGCUCUAGUAGAUAUGCUUCCCCAGAUGUUGCACCGUGGAGACUCUGAUCCCGGCCACGGAAAGGACUGCAUCAUUCAUAGUCUUGGUUUCCUUCUAGGAGGCGCCAUAAUGCUUUGUAUUGCUCUGUUUCAAGAUCACAUGAUUUUUAUUGAUCUAUAGCGAUCAUAUAGAGGUGGAUAUUGGACUAACUCACUAAACUUUGAGGAAAGUACAAGCUUAGAUUAUUUUUUUUUGGUCCCUAAUUAAAUACCUUCUGCUUGUUCUUUGCAUAUCUGUUAGCAUAUAUUAGAUUUAAUAAAAUGGAGGAAGGCAAAAUGUAAUUGAAGGAGCCCAAAGUCACAAUAUAAUGCAGUACUAUGUCACAUCUACAAAUCUAUCAGAAUAAAGAGGAAGAGUAGGAAUUGCA